AUGACCGAUACUGAAUCUUCGGAAACCCUCAUUUCUCCAAGGGAAGCAGGAGGUUUGGAGGAUGCAAAACAUGACAUAGACAUUGAACAAGCAAAGAUUGAAGAAGCCAAGGCUGCUUUGUCUGCCACAGAUAUAGCAAAUUUAGAGCACAACCGAAAGCAUCUUAUACCGAUAAUGAUUGGGUUGGGAUUUGUGAUUUUUUUAUCGGCUUUGGAUUCGACGAUCGUAACUACUUGCCUCCCCGUAAUUGCCUCGGAUUUAGGCGAUUUGAGCAAAGUGGCAUGGGUCGGUACUUCCUUCCAGCUGACAUCUACGGCAACGAUGCCAAUUGUGUCUAAACUGAGUGACUUCUUUGGACGACGAAACAUGCUGUUCGCUUCCAUUGCCAUCUUCUUGGUUGGGUCUGCAUUGUGUGGAGCGUCUGUGAAUAUGAUCAUGUUGAUCUUCUUCCGAGCUAUUCAAGGCAUUGGGGCUGGAGGUCUUAUGACUCUAACCUUCAUCAUAAUAUCGGAGAUAGUUUCGUUACGGGAAAGGGGCAAGUAUCAAGGAAUACUGUCAGCUUGUCUGGCCAUUUCAUUAUUGCUUGGGCCUGCCGCUGGAGGCCUAUUCACUGACGAUCUCAGCUGGAGAUGGGGCUUUUACAUCAAUCUCGUUGUGGGAGUCAUUCCAAUCGGAUUAUUGACCGUGUAUUUGAGACUCCCUGCUCCAAAAGGAGCGUCAGCCGAAAAGCUGAAGAGGAUUGACUACUUGGGUUCCGCCGUACUCAUCAUUGCCUGUAUCUUCUUCCUAUUGGCUUUAGCUUGGGGCGGCCAUGAAUAUUCAUGGGACUCUGGAGUCAUUAUCGGAUGCUUUGUAGGUGGUGUGGUCUUCACUGCGGUCUUUAUCUACAUUGAGGGCAGAGUUGCCAUCGAUCCUAUAAUGCCUCUCCACUUGUUCAAGAAUUCCAAUUACUCGUUCAACGCUAUAUGUGGUUUCGCCUUUGGAUUUGUGUUCUAUGGAUUUCAAUUCUGCUUCCCAGAGUACUUUCAAGUGGGAAGGAGCACAUCAGCCACCACUUCCGGAAUCAUGGGUUUUGCAAUGGUGAUACCGUUCAUACUUUCAUCAACGAUAUCAGGUAUCCUCAUUACAAAGUAUGGCAGAUACGUAGAGUUCUCGAAAGUGGGCGCAUGUUUAAGCGUAGUCGGUCUCGUCCUCAUCAGUCGCUGGAACUUGGAAACCUCGUUUGGAGAGCAAGUCGGAUCCUUCGUCGUUUUCGGACUUGGUGCAGGGUGCACUAUGACACCUCAAUCGCUUGUCGCGCAGAUGAAUGCAGAACCAAAGGAAAUUGCAGUUGCGACGUCGACGCAGAACUUUAUACGGACAGUCGGAGGCGUUCUUGGAAUUGCGGUUGUAAAUACGGCCUUAAACACAGCCUGGCAAGCCCGCUUAGCAGAGCUCAUAACACAGAAUGGACUAACCGCGUUCUCUGGAUCCUUAUUUAUUAACGGCAAUUUCAAUCUGUUUGCCAUCAACAUGUUACCGGCCGACCAAAAGGCAAUCGUGAUAUCAGCCUUCUUUUAUGGAUUCCAGAUUUGCAUGUGGGUCGCUGCAGGAAUGACAGCCGUAGCUGAAUUCUCUGCCAUGUUCUUAACUCAUGUCCCAUUACGGACAACUGUGGGUGUACAUAAGACUGAGGUUGGGGGCAAGAAAGGAGCAGAGUUAGAAGCCACAGAGCCUGUUCUCAAAGAUGUUACCGCCCUCGAUUAA
This is a messenger RNA of Synchytrium microbalum, 1746 nucleotides long. RefSeq lists its product as uncharacterized. The coding region runs from base 1 to 1746 and encodes 581 amino acids. Gene Ontology annotation, cellular component: membrane. The record is from RefSeq and is a predicted model, not a curated record. The transcript is spliced from 11 exons. Gene Ontology annotation, biological process: transmembrane transport. Gene Ontology annotation, molecular function: transmembrane transporter activity. Lineage: Eukaryota; Fungi; Chytridiomycota; Chytridiomycetes; Synchytriales; Synchytriaceae.